UCCGGUGAGCCCACUGGCGACAACGGCAACAUGGCUCUGAACGGUGCUGAAGCCGACGAUUUCUCCUGGGAGCCCCCAACCGAAGCGGAAACGAAGGUUCUGCAAGCGCGAAGGGAGAGACAGGAUCGCAUCUCCCGGCUCAUGGGCGACUACCUGCUGCGUGGUUACCGCAUGCUGGGCGAGACGUGCGCGGACUGCGGGACGAUCCUCCUCCAAGACAAACAGCGGAAAAUCUACUGCGUGGCUUGUCAGGAGCUCGACUCAGACGUGGAUAAAGAUAAUCCGGCUCUGAAUGCCCAGGCUGCCCUCUCCCAAGCUCGGGAACACCAGCUUGCCUCUGCCUCGGAGCUCCCCUUGGGCUCUCGGCCAGCCCCUCAGCCCCCAGUACCCCGUCCAGAGCACUGUGAGGGAGCUGCAGCAGGGCUCAAGGCAGCCCAGGGGCCACCCCCUCCUGCUGUGCCUCCAAAUGCAAAUGUCCUGGCCUGCACACAGGAGGCCCUCCUGCAGAAGCUGACCUGGGCCUCAGCUGAGCUGGGCUCUAGCGCUUCCUUGGAGACUAGCAUCCAGCUGUGUAGCCUAAUCCGGGCUUGUGCUGAGGCUCUGCGCAGCCUUCGGCAGCUGCAACACUAAGAGGCCCCUCCUGAGAAAAACCCUGUCCAGAAAAACAGCUGUCCUCUUGUGUGGUUUGUUCUUUUCUUGGUUCUGAGUGUGCAUGCCAGCUCCUGCUCCACUCGCCUUUUUCCUACCUUUGCCUCUUACCCUACCAGUCAGCUCUCCUUGAUGCCCUGAGAGAUUAGUUGGGCUUGUUUGUGCUUGGUUUCCCC
Odobenus rosmarus divergens (Pacific walrus) is the source of this 824-nucleotide messenger RNA. RefSeq names its product Sjogren syndrome/scleroderma autoantigen 1 (gene ZNRD2). The transcript is spliced from 4 exons. The record is from RefSeq and is a predicted model, not a curated record. Bases 31 to 630 code for a protein of 199 amino acids. Lineage: Eukaryota; Metazoa; Chordata; Mammalia; Carnivora; Odobenidae.